Nezara viridula (southern green stink bug) is the source of this 502-nucleotide messenger RNA. Lineage: Eukaryota; Metazoa; Arthropoda; Insecta; Hemiptera; Pentatomidae. The record is from the annotation of a GenBank genome assembly.
AUGCAACAUUCUUCGUCCUACCCAAGGCCCAAGCCCAGUAUAUAUACUGUCAGCUCAAGACGAAGUGGCAUACUGAGCCGAGGUAAGAGAUCAACAACUCCAAACAUGAAGACCACUUUAGCCUGCCUGUUGCUCGUUGGAGUAGCCCUGGCCUACCCAGCACUGGAUGUUUCCGUAGCUGCUGGCCCUGGCUCCUUUGUAUAUGAUAGCAGAUUUCUUGGAUGGUCCGGUAAUGGUUUCGCCGUUCCAGCAGUAGCACCUCAUGGAUUGGUCGCUCCAGCAGUUACCGCCCCCAGACUCGCACCUCCAUCCCACGCUGGUCCCGCAGCGGGUGGCCUUGGCUCUCCAGGAUACCAAAACAGACUCCUUGCAAGUGCCAUAGCACGCCACAAUACUCCAUGGGGCGCAAUUGGACACGGACAUACACUCAGAUAUGGACCUCACUACUACCAAUAAACGCUACAUGUAUAUAUAUUUAUAAAUCUGUUGAAAUAAAAAAUUU